ACCACCCAUUGCUGUUUUCACAUUAAAUAUAUAAUCAUUCUAUUCCGCGGACUAAAUAGAUAGAGAUAAAAAGAGAGAAAUGGAGUCCCCACCACCUCCACCGCCACCACCCCCACCACCAUCAUCAUCAUCAUCAACGCCAUUGAAAACGGAGCUUUUGGAUGCUCCCCUGAAUGCAAUUGGCUUUCAGAUUGAACACCUGUCACCGGAUAAAGUCUCCGGUCGCCUUCAUGUCACCCACAACUGCUGUCAGCCGUUCAAGGUUUUGCACGGAGGAGUGUCGGCGUUGAUAGCGGAGUCACUGGCGAGCAUUGGGGCUCACAUGGCCUCCGGGCUGAGGAGGGUCGCCGGAAUUCACCUCAGCAUCAAUCACUUGAAGAGCGCUACCCUCGGCGACCUUGUACUAGCUGAAGCCACCCCACUCAACGUUGGCAAAACAAUCCAGGUAUGGGAGGUAAAGCUCUAUAAGACUGAGCCUUCAAACUCAGAGAGGAGUUGUUUGAUAUCAUCUUCGAGGGUUACUCUUCUAUCCAACAUGCGUGUGCCAGAGCAUGCCAAAGAUGCCGGUGAAAAUCUUAAGAAGUAUGCAAAAUUAUGAGUCUAUGCUGUACUGUUUCCACAAUCAACAGCAGUAACAGCUUCAAUAACACUAGUCCAAGCAAGAAGAUUUGGUGUGGGGCAUGAUUUUCUGCCAGGGUGCAAAAGUACUAGUAUAAGAUGACAAUUAUUUGAGAGGUACAACAUGAGCCCAGCAACAAUGAGCUAGAUCAAAAGAGAAUAAAAAUGUCCUUUUGCACUAUUGGUUAAGAAAUGUCCUUUCCACUGCCUAGUCCGUAACUCCAUCCACAGUGAAUUUCUAUGUGCAACUAAUGUUUGAGAUUUUUGUGCAACUACUUUCUAUAUGCCAUCAAAUGUUUUUGAGA
This is a messenger RNA of Cornus florida, 923 nucleotides long. Its product is annotated as 1,4-dihydroxy-2-naphthoyl-CoA thioesterase 1. Bases 80 to 598 code for a protein of 172 amino acids. The record is from RefSeq and is a predicted model, not a curated record. The transcript is spliced from 3 exons. Lineage: Eukaryota; Viridiplantae; Streptophyta; Magnoliopsida; Cornales; Cornaceae. Gene Ontology annotation, molecular function: 1,4-dihydroxy-2-naphthoyl-CoA thioesterase activity. Gene Ontology annotation, cellular component: peroxisome. Gene Ontology annotation, biological process: phylloquinone biosynthetic process.